AUGGCUUUUGUACAUCAUGAUGCAGCUAUUGAACCAUUUAAUAAUACCGAUUGCCAAACAACUUUGAAAAAUGGUACAAAAUGUGAACAACAACACUGUCGACACUUUGUCGCUUGUGAAUUCGGCGAUGAUGAAAAAUCCUCCAAGCAACGUUAUUGUCCAGAUUGUCGAUAUUUGUUAUAUGUUUCGUUGCGUUGCAAGACCGAAGAAAUGAAAAAUGAAAAAAAAGAAAAAGCCAAGCAAACAGGUAAAGAUUAUUUUGUAGCCACGGGUUUCGCAGACGGUGAUCUAUGGCAAUAUGAACAUGUAAACAGUGGAAAAGUAUUUUGGAAACGUGUCAGCCCUGAUACUGAAGAAAUUAUUCAAGCGUGCGGUGAUCAAUGGCUAAAUGAAGAAAAGAAAAAAAUGGCGGAUGAAGAAAAAAGCGUCAAAAAUACUCACCAAACAAAACUUGAACAAUUUUUUAAAUAA
Messenger RNA from Paramuricea clavata, 471 nucleotides. The record is from the annotation of a GenBank genome assembly. Lineage: Eukaryota; Metazoa; Cnidaria; Anthozoa; Malacalcyonacea; Plexauridae.